This is a messenger RNA of Colletotrichum paranaense, 1803 nucleotides long. RefSeq lists its product as uncharacterized. Lineage: Eukaryota; Fungi; Ascomycota; Sordariomycetes; Glomerellales; Glomerellaceae. The record is from RefSeq and is a predicted model, not a curated record. The coding region runs from base 1 to 1803 and encodes 600 amino acids. The transcript has 4 exons.
AUGGUUUCCGUGACCAUCACCUACAAGCAGCCCGGGACGCAGCCUCCCAUCUUUGUCGCCGGCUCCUUCUCAAAUCCAAAAUGGGAGCCCCAGGAGAUGGACUUCACCACCGAAGAUGGUGGAGAACACACGUUCUACAAGAACAUUGAAGUUCGGCCAAACACGCAGAUCGAGUACAAGUUCCGUGUUGGUCUAGGGGACUGGUGGGUUCUUAACGAGACUGCAGCUAUAGUCACCGACGGAUCUGGCAAUCGUAACAACCUCCUGACAGCACCUGCGUCUCAAGAGUCGAAAGAACUCAACGGUGUGAACGGCGACAGCCAACCUGCAAGCGAAAACGCCUCAACUUCCGAAGACGUGAACGCGUCAAAAGCUGCCACAGAGCAUACUGCUGCCCAGCUUGAGCCGAAAACAAAGCUCCAAGAUUAUCUCAAGGACGAGGAGCGGCAAAGACUUUCGUCGACCCCGAUCGGCCAAGUUGCGGACACCGCCGCAGAGGUCGCUGAUACCGCCGAGAAACUUGACGCUGAGGUCGACAUGUCUAGACUUGCAGCGCUCCCCAAGGGCGUGGAGCACCUUAAGGACGAGGAAAGGGGGCGUCUGUCUUCGACGCCGAUUGAACAAGUUGCGAGCACUGCGGCUGAGGUUGCCGAUUCUGCCCAGAAGCUAGACGCUGAUGAGGAUCUUAAGGAAGAGGACUCGGACGACUGUCCUGCACCUUUAUUCGCUCACGAAGCUCUUGGACCCUACGAGCCUUCAGCUGAUGACGAAGAUGAAAUUCCAAAGGACUACGAUCAUCAUGGCACUGUGGAGUACGAUGUCGACGAGUAUGACCUCAAUGAUCCCACCCUCGAGCGGUGGCCCUCUAACAGGGACGGAAUCAUCGAUGCCGUGCGCAAGGUCGAGACUGGGCGCAACGAGGAUCAGACUGCUUUCUAUGGCGCGCCCAUUUCACCUAUAAAUGGAACACGCCGGGCCAGUUCUGAUCAAUACUUCGAUGAAGCUGUCCUUUCGUCUGGCCCCUCUAGUCCGGGCUCCACCAAGAGGCUGGAGCUUCCGCGAAAGUCACACGGCUCCAUGGUCUCGGACAGAUCACUCCUUUCUCUGGGAUCAAUCGCCGAAGAGGAUAAGGAGACUCCGAAUGCCGAGGAGGCCAAUCGCGAGGAUGAGGGCUUGGUCAGAGUUCCGAGCCCCGCGGUACGGCCAACGCCGCAUGCUUUUACAUCUCCCGGGAGUGAUGAUGACGAGGGAGUCGUUAUGAAAGGCUCCAAAUCCAGGAAAAGCUCAGAGUCGUCAAGCUCAGAUUCACCUGCUGCCAACGGCCAGUCCAACGGCAAGCAGUCAAGGGAUCUGUCGCCUAAGACUCGCCCCGCCGAGCCUUUGAGCCCUGCCAUCCGCGUUGAGCCGCCCCAAGACAGAGCAAGCUCCAGUGUCAGUCAGGACGGCGAACUGGCAAGGGCUUCUGCUUCGAGCCCCGGCGGCGAGGCAACGACCUCCGGCCGCGAUGGUGGUCACAAAGGCCAGCUCAAAAAGCGCGGGCCUGCAUCGACCGAGCGUCCUGGAACCCCUUCCUCGAUACACAGCGUCGCAGACAGCAAAGGAGGCUGGCUCCAGGCCUUCUUCCGCGUAUUGUUCGUAGACUGGAUUGGUGGACUGUUUAGCCGGUUGUUCGGCAGCAAGAGAAAGGCGUUGACUUUUGUCCGCAGGAUGCUGGCCACGAGCACGGCUGCCAUCGUUGUAGGAGUUGCAUGGUGGAAGUUCGCCAUGGGCGGCGACUUGACCUGGCUUGAAGCAUUGAUCUGA